AUGGCAGUUGAGUUUCAAAACUGCUUCAUCUUCAUUCUCCUCAGCUUCUUCUCACUUUUCUGUUAUUCUGUCUUCUUCUCGAGGAAGACAAAACUUGAGGUUGAUUUUCCUCCAAGCCCUCCCUCUCUGCCUGUCAUCGGCCAUCUUCACCUUCUUCUCUCUGCAGUAUCCCACAAGGCUUUUCAUAACAUCUCCACCAAAUAUGGACCUCUUUUGUAUCUCAAAAUCUUCAGUUUUCCCAUAGUUCUUGCCUCUUCUGCCUCAGUAGCCUACGAGUUAUUCAGGACGCACGAUGUAAACGUCUCGUCUCGCGUCCCUCCCAUCACGGUCGAGUCUCUCAUCUUUGGAUCUUCCGGUUUCGCCUCUGCUCCUUUUGGAGAUUACUGCAAGUUCAUGAAGAAGCUUCUAGCCACGAGGCUUUUUCGAACACAGGCAAUCGACAACUUAAGAGGUGUCCGUGCAGAGGAGCUAGAGCGGUUUUACUUGAGUCUGUACGACAAGGCGGUGAAGAAAGAGAGCAUUGAGAUUGGUGAGGAAACGAUGAAGUUCACUAACAACAUGAUCUGCAGGAUGAGCAUGGGGAGGAGCUGUACAGUGGAGAAGGGUGGGAUAGAGAGAGUCAGGGAACUGACUAUCAAGUCUUUUGCCUUAUCCAAGAAGCUUUUCUUUGCAAACACAUGUCUUACUUGGCUCGAGAAGCUUGGAAUCUCAAUAUUUAACAGGGAGAUAAUGGAGGUUUCACACGGAUUUGAUGAGUUGUUGGAGAAGAUUCUUGUGGAGCAUGAAGAGAAACCGACGGAGGAGGAAAAAGAUAUGGACAUGAUGGAUUUGUUACUGGAAGCUUCUCGAGAGGAAAACGCAGAGUAUAAGGUCACUAGGAAGCAAAUCAAGUCAUUGUUUGUGGAGAUUUUUAUGGCAGGCAUAGACACUGCGGCACAAGCAACACAGUGGACAAUGGCGGAGAUCAUUAACAACCCAAAAAUUCUGGAGAGAUUAAGAAGGGAAAUUGAUUUGGUUGUAGGAAAAGAAAGAUUGAUUAAAGAAACGGAUAUACCAAAACUCCCUUAUUUGCAAGCGGUGGUCAAGGAAGGGCUAAGAUUGCACCCACCAGGGCCGUUUCUGGUUAGAAGGUUCCAAGAAAGUUGUAAGAUCAAAGAGUUCUAUGUACCGGGGGAAACAACCCUUCUUGUUAAUGUUUAUGCUAUCAUGAGAGAUCCUGAUUUGUGGGAAGAUCCGGAUGAGUUUAAGCCAGAGAGAUUUUUAGCUACUUCAAGAUCAGAACAAGAGGAGGAGAUAAAAGAGCAAGCAUUCAAGUACAUUCCUUUUGGAGCCGGAAGAAGAGGAUGUCCUGCAGGAAAUUUGGGUUCUAUCUUUGUAGGAACUGCGAUUGGAAUGAUGGUGCAGUGCUUUGACUGGAGAAUCAAAGGACAUGGAGAGGUUAGCAUGGAAGAGGUUAUUGCAGGGAUAAGUCUUACCAUGGCUCAUCCGAUUAAGUGCAUUCCUGUUUCUCGACUCGGCCCGUUUAGCCCUUAA
Molecule: messenger RNA, 1533 nt
Organism: Eruca vesicaria subsp. sativa (arugula)
Lineage: Eukaryota; Viridiplantae; Streptophyta; Magnoliopsida; Brassicales; Brassicaceae
Source: the annotation of a GenBank genome assembly